Amphimedon queenslandica is the source of this 1207-nucleotide messenger RNA. RefSeq names its product phosphotriesterase-related protein-like. The transcript has 6 exons. Lineage: Eukaryota; Metazoa; Porifera; Demospongiae; Haplosclerida; Niphatidae. Gene Ontology annotation, molecular function: zinc ion binding. Gene Ontology annotation, biological process: catabolic process. The record is from RefSeq and is a predicted model, not a curated record. Bases 48 to 1112 code for a protein of 354 amino acids.
GGGUGAGCAUGUAAUGAGCCACACCUCUCUUCUAUGCUGCAAGAUAAAUGGCCACUGAACUCAAGGGAAAAGUUCUAACGGUAUUGGGCCCUGUUUCUCCUGAUGAACUUGGUGUGGUACUACCUCACGAGCAUUUACUCCUUGAUUUCGGUAAAGCAUGGACACCAAAACCGCCUGAAUAUGGAGGCACUGGUGACAUUAAGGAUCUUCCAUUAGCAAUAGAGAAUCUUGGAGCAAUCAGACAAUACCCGUAUAGUAAUGCUUCUAACAUUAUGGUUGACUCAGAGGAAGAUCUCGUCCAAGAACUAAAAUUAUAUAAAGCAUCAGGUGGUGGGACGUUAUGCGAUGUAACAAUAACAGGCAUACGAACCAAACCACAGUCCCUCCCGUUAUUAUCCACAUCCAGUGGUGUGCAUAUUGUCCAUGGUACAGGAUACUAUACCAAGAGGUUUAUACCACCCGACGUCAAAGAUAUGACUAUCCAUGAGAUAUCUGAUACAAUAGUGAGAGAGAUAAUGGAGGGACUACCUGGUACAUCUCCUCCUGUGAGGUGUGGGAUCAUUGGAGAGAUAGGCUGCUCAUGGCCUCUUAAUGAAUUUGAGAAAAAGGUACUUCAAGGAUCAGCCAUUGCUCAAAGGAAAACUGGUGCUCCUCUUAUCAUUCAUCCUGGACGUAAUGAGAGAGCUCCAUUUGAUAUUGUCGACAUUUUAAAAGAAGCUGGAGCAGAUUUGUCAAGGACAGUAAUGUCACACAUUGAUAGGACGAUCCUUGACAGUGCUUCACUUAUCAAGUUUGCAGAGACAGGCUGUGGAGUGGAACUGGAUCUGUUUGGAAUUGAAUGCUCUCACUAUCAGUUCAAUGUAGAUGUUGAUAUGCCAAAUGAUGGUCAGCGUAUACAAAUGGUCAAAUGUUUGGUUGAUGGUGGCUAUAAAGACCGUAUCUUUAUAUCACACGAUAUUCACACGAAGCACAGAUUGGUUAAGUAUGGAGGCCAUGGUUAUUCUCAUAUAAUUAACAAUGUUGCCCCAAUGAUGGUCAACAGAGGCAUACCAAGAGAUGUAGUGGAUCAGAUUAUGAUAGAAAAUCCUAAAAAAUGGCUGACAUUCGUUUGAAACAUUUUACACUGAUAGUUAUUAAAACAUUAAUCAGUUUUCUUGAAUAUUAUAAUAAUUAUCGGUUGGCACAAAAAUAGUCAAAUAAUCUUAAA